Molecule: messenger RNA, 1320 nt
Organism: Phialemonium atrogriseum
Lineage: Eukaryota; Fungi; Ascomycota; Sordariomycetes; Cephalothecales; Cephalothecaceae
Exons: 6
Coding region: 11-1126 (371 amino acids)
Source: RefSeq, a predicted model, not a curated record
UCGUAAUUAGAUGAUAUUGCUAGGCAGGCACCCUUGCGUCGCCAUGAGCAUUGAAAACUUGGAUCCUGCCAUUGUCGCAGCAUUUCCUACUGGAAGCAGAAUCCUUUCAAUAGUCCAGCACGGCGACACAAAUUGGUCAACUGGGUUUAAGGUCGAUGUUGAAGUAGACGGCAAGGAGGAGAGGUACUUCCUCAAAAUGAUCGCGCGUGAAGACCUGGUUGGGAUGGCGGAAGCAGAAUAUGAAGGACAGAAGGCUAUAUCUGCUGUCAUCCCAGACAAUGCUCUAGAGCCGAUUGCAUGGGGAUAUUUCGAUGGCGAUGAGACCAAGUCGUGGUUUCUCACGCACUUCCGCGAUCUUCGGGCUCGCACACCUUUAUUGCCCCCUCUUGUCUCCAUUGUCAAGAAGUUGCACCAAGAAUCCGUAUCUCCGACGGGCAAGUUUGGAUUCCACGUUACGCCCUUCUACGGCCCGCCACCGAUGAUUGUUGACUGGACCGACAACUGGGAAGAGUUUUGGACGCGCGAAUUCCAGUCUGGCCUGAAGUACGUGCAGAAAAUGCUUGGCGAUGAUCCCGAACUGGUUGAAGUGGCCGAGCAGUUCAUUUGUACGGUUGUGCCCAGGUUGUUGCGGCCCUUACAAGCUGGCGGCAGAAACAUCAAACCCAGUCUAUGCCACGGAGACCUUUGGGAUGGAAACAUCCAGAUCGAUGCUGAAACACAGCAGCCAGUGCUCUUUGAUCCGUGCCCGUUCUAUGGCCACAACGAGAUGGAUCUACAGUGCAUGAGGAGCGACCGAUAUGCCAUCGGACUGGAUUUCGUUGACCUGUACAAAAGGGAGGUGGGCGCAUCUAAGCCCCAGGAAGACUUUGACGAUCGGAAUGCUUUGUACGCAAUACGGAACGACAUUAUGACCGCAGGAAUGUGCCCCCAGUGGUCUUCGUUGAUAGAAAAGGCCAAGGAAGAGAUGCGGCGACUAAUAAACAAACAUCCCGAGGGACUCGGCGGCUUCAAGGGUGAUAUGACUCCGAAUGAGGCUUGGGAGAUGGAGACGGGUAAUGAAGGCCCAAGUAAACUACGAGACGAAAUCUUAGGAGAAGGUCCCCCUUUGAAGUGCCAACUCCAGUAGAAUUAGUGCCCUUCGGAACGGAGAAUCUAUACCUGACUCAAGAUAGACGACGACACGAGGCAUCGGCGUGGGGCAUAGGGCCAUUCUUAGCAUCUCGACAUUGAAAUUAGGUCACCCAUCAGGGGGGAAUGACGAGUAACGACUGUUCUUUUGGUACUAUGGUCUGAGCAUCAUCCAUAAAUACCAGUCCGUUC